Messenger RNA from Poecile atricapillus (Black-capped chickadee), 4055 nucleotides. RefSeq names its product isochorismatase domain containing 1 (gene ISOC1). Gene Ontology annotation, cellular component: cytoplasm. Lineage: Eukaryota; Metazoa; Chordata; Aves; Passeriformes; Paridae. The transcript has 5 exons. Bases 91 to 978 code for a protein of 295 amino acids. The record is from RefSeq and is a predicted model, not a curated record.
CGGCCGGCCGGGGGGGAGGAGGCGGCGGGAGGAGGAGCGGCGGCGCGGACCGCAGCGAGCUGGCGGGGCUCGGCGCGGCGGUCCCUGAAGAUGGCGGCGGCGGAGCCGGGCGCUGCUCCGGGCGGCGGGGGCUGCGCGCCGGCGGGCGGCGGCUCCGUGCCCGUCCUUUUCUGCUUCUCCGUUUUCGCGCGGCCCUCCAGCGUGCCGCACGGCGCCGGCUACGAGCUGCUGAUCCAGAAGUUCCUCAGCUUGUACGGGGACCAGAUAGACAUGCACCGCAAGUUCGUGGUGCAGCUCUUCGCCGAGGAGUGGAGCCAGUACAUCGACCUGCCCAAGGGCUUCCUGGUGAACGAGCGCUGCAAGGUGCGCCUGGUCCCGCUGCAGAUCCAGAUUACUACUUUGGGCAACCUGACACCCUCAAGCACUGUUUUUUUCUGUUGUGACAUGCAAGAACGAUUCCGGCCUGCCAUCAAAUACUUUGGUGAUAUCAUCAGCGUGGGCCAACGACUGCUCCAAGGUGCACGGCUCUUAGGAAUUCCAGUUAUUGUCACUGAACAGUAUCCCAAAGGUCUUGGCAGCACUGUGCAAGAAAUUGAUUUAACAGGAGCGAAACUCGUGCUUCCCAAGACAAAAUUUUCCAUGGUGUUGCCAGAAGUUGAAGCAGCAUUAGCAGAGAUCCCUGGCGUCCGGAGUAUUGUCCUCUUUGGAGUAGAAACUCAUGUCUGUAUCCAACAAACAGCAUUGGAAUUAAUUGGCAGAGGUCUGGAAGUUCAUAUUGUAGCUGAUGCCACCUCCUCAAGAAGUAUGAUGGACAGAAUGUUUGCUCUUGAGCGUCUUGCACGUACUGGAAUUAUAGUUACUACUAGUGAAGCAAUAUUGCUGCAGCUGGUAGCUGAUAAAGAACAUCCAAAAUUCAAAGAGAUUCAAAAUCUCAUUAAGGCAAGUGCCCCUGAGUCAGGGCUCCUUUCCAAAGUUUAAAGCAGGCAUGGAGGAAGCAGAUCUCACUGUCCUCUUUACAGAGGAAGGAAAGCUAAAAGCGCACAUGUACACCUUCUUUCACUCAAAAUUUGGUAGGACAGCAAAAUUAAAAAUUGACAUACUUGUGCUUGCCUUAGCAAAAUUGUCUGAUUAUAUGUCUGGGUGCCAGUGUGUUCUGUUUAGUUACAGCUGUCAGAGGUUUUGGAUACCAUAGGACUCUUUUGUUGUCAAAUUUCUUUAUUUGAAAAAAAUAAAUUAACAGAGGUGCCUGUGAGCCCAUACUAUACACUGAUUGUAACAGCUCAAAAAAAUGCAUAUUGCUGUGACAUCUCUUGAUUGUGUGCUUUACAAGUGUUCUGUGAUGUCUUGUUUUACUUUUGUAUUAUUAGAAGAUAAUUACUUACUGAAUAAAUGUGAUGUGAUACGCUUUAAUGAUCUAUAUAAAUAAUUUUAUUAGGGCAUAAAUUAAAACUAAGUAAGAUAAAUGGCCUAUAUGUGUGCUUUUGUUCUCUAGGAUAAAAUUGAAGUACUUUGCUUCAUAGACAAGACAUAUAAAUCAAGUAGAGCUGAUGCUUGGUUGCCCUAGGUAGCUGAAGUCUGCAUCAUGACUUUUGAUUAUGAAAUUGACUGCCUAAGGCUGUACUUUACUUAAGUGUAUACAAACAGAAGACUGUUGUGUAAUGAGUUCUUUAUAAACAACCAGUGUAAACUCCUUCAGAACUUGCAAAUAUUGCCAAAUCUUUAAUUUGGAAUGCUAAGGAUGUUUAAUGAUAACUUUUCAAGUUCGAGUGCUAAAUCUACUGAUAUGUUUAGAUUUAUUUUACUGUGUUUUACCCCCAGUUUAGUUAGGUUGAAUCAUUCUAUCCAAUUUACUCAAGAGGGCGCUGAAAGAAGGCUUAGCUUCUCUGGGGUUUUAUGCUUUUUUUGUGGGCUGUAGUUGGGUGGAGUUUGAAUAGAAUCUGGUCUGAAACAUUCUUCAGAAAAAUAGCAUCUUUAACAUAAUGAUAUAUAUUUUUUCUGUCUAGAACUAGUCUUUUAACAUGUGAUUUCUUCAUGUUCUAGGGGAUUAAACAAUGUUGUAUAAAGUUUACAGUGUGCCUAAGACAUUUAUUUUUUUAAAGGAGUACUAGAUGUCAUACUAAAAACUGAUCUUUUUGGUAGAAAAGCUAUUAAACUACAUGUAUUGUUUUAAAUUGCUUAUUUUCCCCACAAGAUGGCUCUAAAAUAUCUGUUUCAUAAGUAAUAAUAGUUUCAAUUGUUUAAUAUAACCUUUAUAUGUUCAAAACAAAUAAAGAGUUAACAUUUGCUGUCUCUCUUUCACUUGUGAUAUUUAUUGUAGAGCAAAUCCUGAAAGCUGUGUUUGCUGUGGACCUUAUUCUAGUUUGUACAGCUGUGGAAGUUCUAUGGAUGUCAUGGGAAUUUUGUGUGAAGAUCAAGGGUAGAUAAUGUUGAAUUAUUCUGGUCUUCUGCAUCUAGUUACAGUGUUAUUUAACACUCUAGAAUAUGAGAAAUUAACAUUAUGCUUCAAACUAGAGGCUGGGAUGCAAGUUGUGUUAAGAGCUCUUGUCCUAUAUGACUGACCUACUUGUAACCUUCUUUUCUGUUAUAUUAAUUAUGUUUCUUAGCAGUACAAAGUUCACUUAUGUAAAUCAACAGCUGUGUACAAAAGUGCUAUAAAUUUCUUAUGAAAUAGUGGGUUUAUUGCCUUCUUAUGCCACAACUUUUACGUGUUGAUCGUACCAAGAGACAGUAAUUGAAAGAAGAACUAUAGCAUUUUUUCCCACAUUUAUUUUUGGAACAAUAACAAUUGCUUCAAAAACAAAUGAGGUAGUGGUAUUUGUUACUACAAUUUUACCAUUUUCUUAGAAAAGUAAGUUGAAGGACAGAUGUCAUAUCUUCCUUUAUAUUCAUCUUUUGCCACAAGGGGGUUCAUUGGGUAGCAAGAUGGCACUACGAAAGAAGCUAUAAAUAUAUUGAUAUUCUCUGUGAUGAUUCUACUUUUUUUUUUCCCUUUAAUUGGCAUCACUUCUGUGGCACACUUCUUUGUCAAGAUUCUUAAUUUGUGGGGUUUUGUCCACUUAAGCCCCAUUAUUAUUUUAUAAAACUGAAGUCUUAGAUGUGAAUUUGGGGGUGAAAUACAUUUCUCUUUUGUUAGAUUGUUGCAUUAGUCAGCAUCAUAAGGGUCAUUCAGAUGAGACUGUAAGAGUGUUUAUUUAAAAAGAAGAGAAAAAAAUAUUGCCAUAUUUCUCUUAUGUAAUGUAAGUUUAUUCACAGGAUGUGCUUCUUCAUUGCUCUCACUUGUCUGUAUUUUCAGUUCUCUGGCAAGUGGGUAUUCCAGUGCAUUAGAACAGCAGAAAUGAGUCAUUUAAGAAGAGAUCUAUGGGCUAUUGUGUUACCUAGAGUAAGUACUGUAUUGUCCUGCAAGAAUGGGAAAUAAAUUAAUGAAAUAACAUGGAGGAGGAUUGCUUAAGGGUAUACUCACUUGACUGAGAGGAAGCUCUCUGUCAAGCUUUUCUUUAUUUGAAGACUUCACCACAGCUAUGGCUAAGCAAUACAAUUGUCACCUGCUGUAGGUGGCUUCAGCAUCGUUUCUCUUUUCUUGGGGAGGCAGAAAGAUACUUCUUGAUGGAGAAGGGUGUUUUGUUUUCCCUUAUAAGAGUUCUGGUUCUGUGCAAGGUUGCUAAUGUGUAGUUUACCUCACUACAGUAGGUGAUAAAUAAAUGCUGCACUAAGUAUAGCAAGAUACGUGUGUGUUUAGUUUUAGUCUGCUAAAUCCUUACAAAGAUGAGUAUUUUUUUCUUUCUAGGACAGUUCAGGUUUUGAGUUUAAAAUGUGAUCCUGUUUAUUCACAGAACCAUGGUCCUUUUAUUAUUUUUCCACAUGCAUGAAAAUUUUGUAUGAACUAAAGCAAGUAGGGUUUCCAGUGAACUUUGCAAAACCUGAAAACAGAGCAUGAAUAAAAUAUCAGCUAUCGUGAGCCAAUGUUUUCUAUUAUGGCUGAAGAAAUUAUGCUAUGGGACUGUUCCACCAUCAUUUUUGCACCUGCCUGUCGGUAGCUCUCAGGCACAUGUUCAUUU